Messenger RNA from Rattus norvegicus (Norway rat), 4732 nucleotides. NCBI's taxonomy places the organism in Eukaryota, Metazoa, Chordata, Mammalia, Rodentia, Muridae. The record is from RefSeq and is a predicted model, not a curated record.
GGGGCUCCAGGCCGGGCUGUGUGCUCGCUCCUUUCUCCGGGUCUCUGCGAUCGCCCCCAGCUGGCGGGGCUCACGGAGCGCAGGAGGCGCCGGUCUCUGACUCAAGCUCGAGUUAAUAAACAGUUAAGUUUUGAAGACUCCGCAGACACGUUGAGGGGGAGUUACCAAGCCCAGGCAGCAAAACAUCCCGCCGCCACAUUCCUGGAGAGUCCUCAGAGCCAGCAUCUGAUUAGAACCAUAUCUCUACCCGGGAGUGGCCCCGCGGCUCCGAGGCUCCCGGCCGGCAGCUAUUUAAGCGGGGCUGUCCGCGUCCUCGGCGCUGCAGCCUGGAGGCUCCCGGCGCGGGGAAGUCAUGCUGGCUCCGCAGAGGCACUAGCUAGUCCGUGUGCAUCGUGGGUUAUGUUCAUUUGAGACCUGCCCAUCGGGGAUUGCCUGAUAUCUGUGAGUGUCUGCUGCUGGGAUUUCUGCUUGCAUUCCUGUCAUGUCUAAUGAAGUAGAGACAAGCACAACCAAUGGUCAGCCUGACCAACAGGCUGCACCGAAAGCACCAUCAAAGAAGGAAAAGAAGAAAGGUUCUGAAAAGACAGAUGAGUAUCUGUUGGCCAGGUUCAAAGGUGAUGGUGUAAAAUACAAGGCCAAGCUAAUCGGUAUUGAUGAUGUGCCUGAUGCGAGGGGAGACAAAAUGAGUCAGGAUUCUAUGAUGAAACUCAAGGGAAUGGCAGCAGCUGGUCGCUCUCAGGGACAGCACAAGCAAAGGAUCUGGGUCAACAUUUCCCUGUCUGGCAUAAAAAUUAUUGAUGAGAAAACCGGGGUAAUAGAGCAUGAACAUCCAGUAAAUAAGAUUUCCUUCAUUGCUCGUGAUGUGACAGACAAUAGAGCAUUUGGUUAUGUGUGUGGAGGAGAAGGCCAGCAUCAAUUUUUUGCUAUAAAAACAGGGCAACAGGCUGAACCAUUAGUCGUCGAUCUUAAAGACCUUUUUCAAGUUAUCUAUAAUGUAAAGAAAAAGGAAGAAGAAAAGAAAAAGGUUGAAGAAGCCAACAAAGCGGAAGAGAAUGGGAGUGAGGCCCUAAUGACCCUUGAUGAUCAAGCUAACAAACUGAAGCUGGGUGUUGACCAGAUGGAUUUGUUUGGGGACAUGUCUACACCUCCUGACCUAAAUAAUCCAACAGAAAGCAGAGAUAUCCUGUUAGUGGAUCUAAACUCUGAAAUCGACACCAAUCAGAACUCUUUAAGAGAAAAUCCAUUCUUAACAAAUGGAGUCACCUCCUGUUCUCUCCCUCGACCAAAGCCUCAGGCAUCCUUCUUGCCUGAAAGUGCCUUUUCUGCCAAUCUCAACUUCUUUCCCACCCCUAAUCCUGAUCCUUUCCGUGAUGAUCCUUUCGCACAGCCAGACCAAUCGGCACCCUCUUCGUUUCAUUCUCUCACAUCUGCAGAUCAGAAGAAAGCGAAUCCGGGUAGCUUGUCUACUCCACAGAGUAAAGGGCCCUUGAACGGUGAUACUGAUUACUUUGGUCAGCAAUUUGACCAGAUCUCUAACCGGACUGGCAAACAGGAAGCUCAGGGAGGCCCAUGGCCCUAUCCAAGUUCGCAAACCCAGCAAGCAGUGAGAACUCAAAAUGGGGUAUCUGAAAAAGAACAGAACGGCUUCCAUAUCAAAUCUUCCCCGAACCCUUUUGUGGGAAGCCCUCCCAAAGGACUAUCGGUACCGAAUGGCGUAAAGCAGGACUUGGAAAGCUCUGUCCAGUCCUCAGCGCAUGACUCCAUAGCCAUUAUCCCACCUCCACAAAGUACCAAACCAGGAAGAGGCAGGAGGACCGCUAAGUCUUCAGCAAACGACCUGCUUGCUUCAGAUAUCUUUGCCUCAGAACCUCCAGGCCAGAUGUCCCCCACAGGACAACCUGCAGUCCCACAGGCGAACUUUAUGGAUCUCUUCAAAACCAGUGCUCCUGCCCCAAUGGGGUCGGGGCCCCUCGUAGGUCUAGGUACUGUCCCAGUAACACCCCCCCAAGCAGGACCUUGGACACCUGUUGUCUUCACUCCUUCUACAACUGUGGUCCCAGGAGCCAUAAUAAGUGGCCAGCCUUCCGGUUUUGGUCAGCCACUCGUCUUUGGUACAACCCCAGCAGUGCAAGUUUGGAAUCAGCCUUCAUCAUUUGCAACUGCAGCUUCCCCUCCACCCCCGGCAGUUUGGUGUCCUACCACAUCUGUGGCACCCAACACUUGGUCAUCCACAAGUCCCCUGGGGAAUCCUUUUCAGAGUAGUAAUAUCUUUCCACCUUCCACCAUAUCCACUCAGUCCUUUCCUCAGCCUAUGAUGUCCUCUGUUCUGGUCACACCUCCCCAACCACCUCCCCGAAAUGGCCCACUAAAGGACACUCUUAGUGAUGCCUUCACUGGCUUAGACCCACUUGGGGAUAAAGAGGUCAAGGAAGUGAAAGAAAUGUUUAAGGACUUCCAGCUGCGGCAGCCACCUCUUGUACCCUCGAGGAAGGGGGAGACACCUUCCUCUGGGACCUCAAGCGCCUUCUCCAGUUACUUCAACAAUAAAGUUGGCAUUCCUCAGGAGCAUGUAGACCAUGAUGAUUUUGAUGCCAAUCAACUGUUGAACAAGAUUAAUGAACCACCAAAGCCAGCCCCCAGACAAGGUGUCCUCUCGGGUACCAAAUCUGCUGACAAUUCACUCGAGAACCCUUUCUCUAAAGGGUUCAGCUCAACAAACCCCUCCGUGGUCUCUCAGCCUGCAUCUUCUGAUGCCCACAGGAGCCCUUUUGGAAAUCCUUUUGCCUAACUUCUUUCUGAAGUUGUAAUGCUGACUGACUAUCCAGAUGAGCAAAAGGCUGGCUUUGGUCAAGGAUUAAGCAGAUAGCCAGAAACGUGCUGACCUCUGUCCUUGCUCCAGCUUUGAUGUAUUACCUGUUACCCUACUUGUCUUUGCCUCAUGUACUUGUAAAAAGCCUUUCACUCUCUCUAGGCUAAAGCUACACUGAAACAAUGGCUUUACAUAAAUUAAACUCCUAAGCUCUCUAGCUCCAAUAUAAAUGAAGUAGCUUCCCUACCAAAUCCUUGUCUGUCGUGCUCCUAGAACCUUCCAGAAUAUUCUCCGUUUUACCCUCAAUUUGGGAGGUGUGGCCACCUUUACCCUUAAUAUCACACUGCCUUGAGUAAAUGUCCAAAUCCUUGUAGCUCUCAAGGUCAUUUGUGAUUCCUGGUGUGCAUCAUAAAUCUAAACAUUAAUAUUAACAUUAAUAGGAAAGCAAGACACCUUGCUUCCCAUUCCCACUCAGACAAGUUUUUUUAUGAUAAAAUGAAAGCAAGACUAACUUCUCGAAUCCACCCAAGGACCAUUUCGAGAUGGUCUUUCUCAGCUAAUUGCAUCAUUUACCAAUCCUACUCCAAGUGGUGUUUACAUUUGACUUGAAAAGGAGAAAGGUCUAACUCAAAACAUAAGGCAUUAUUCAAAGCUAAUAAAACAAUUUCUCCCUGGGGCCCCACAUUGUUUUCAUUCCAGACACUUUGCAGCUGUUUGACCCUGAUGAUAUUAUGCCCUACAUUUUCCUUGAAGAUUCUGAUUUUAUUUCAUGUGAUUCUUUUUUCUCAAUAAAGAUGAUUAUUGUGUGCAUUACUAAACAAACAAACAAAAAAAAGAAAGAAAAGUAUAAUUUCUCUUUAUUCUGGUUAUUUCUCCCAGGACCUAGGCUAUCCCAUUUUUAAUCUCUUGCUGGCUAUUUUAAACGAGGGGAAAGCAUUGUUUAUCUCUUCCUGUCUUUCUCUUUCAGUCCAUUUUGCUCCUGGGAUUAUAUAAACAAUACGUCCCUUUUACCAGGAACAGAUUUUUUCACAGUGACUCACAAAUCUGAAGGGCACACACCCACUCCAAGCAUUAUUAGUCCAGGGGUCAGACUUCUGGAAGGUGCACUAUCUUCAUCCUCCCUAUGGCUUGGGGGACCAUUCUCUCAGACUGAAGUUUCAUAGAGCAAUUUAACACAGUAGAGGAACUGGACUCUGCUCAGCAAUGAAGGACUAUAUUCUGAAAGCUAAAUAUGACUGCCAAACGCACUGGGUCCUUACUGGAUGUCAUGCCAGGCCUUUAUCAAGCAACUGGAAAACUUUCUUGAAGCCACAAUCAUGGACAAGUAUUUGGAGUUAUCAUUGAAAAAUCUGCAAUAUUUUCCUCAUAACCUUGGAAGCCUACGCAGUACAUUUUCAUUUUCAGGCCUUUUGCUGUACAGGACUGAAGGGUUUGUUCCUGACAAGUUGUGUUUUCUUUAGCUUCUGUUGAGUAUUUUUUUAAUGUUAUCUCUUGACCCAAAAUGCUCAGGUUCUCAUGGGUGUUAGUACAAUCUUACCUUUCGCUGAAGAGAAUGACUGCUCAGGUUGUAAACAAGGAGCUAGCCUUCUGAGCCUCUGUUGAUUAGCCCCAAGUAAUCCAAGCUGAAGUAAUGUGGGCUUCUGUUUAAUGAUAAUCGUUAAUUAUCUAUGAUAUAUGUUUCUUUUUCCUGUCUGACUUCCUACUCAGUCAUUAUAAACACAGACUUGAAAUCAUACUUUAAAAUUCCAAAUGCCUAAAGAUGUGCUAAACUGGAGGUAACUCUUCUAUUGAAAAAAAUAGUCGAAUUUUUGAAAGUGAUGAUCAGCCACACGACUGUUUUGUACGUACUUGUCUUCUUGUGCACUUUUCUGUAUGCGAAUAAAGCUAGAAAUUUACUCAUUCAAUAAACUGGAAUGACAAAAA